Messenger RNA from Knipowitschia caucasica, 720 nucleotides. Lineage: Eukaryota; Metazoa; Chordata; Actinopteri; Gobiiformes; Gobiidae. The record is from the annotation of a GenBank genome assembly.
AUGGCAAACUACCGCACAAAACUUAGGAACAUUGGCUGCCCAGAGUUGAGCAUCAAUGGAGUCAAACAAAGGCGAGGUGCUGUUGGAAAAGGCCCAAACCAGGUGAAGAAGCCAAAGAAAGCGGAGGUCAACUUCUGCCCUGCUUACCCAGUAAACGAAACCAAAGAAAGCCUUGAAAAGGAAAGGGAAGAACUUACGUUAGAAGUGAAGAAGAAGAACAACAACCAGCUAAUCAGCAGGAAAAUGGAGAAAACCUUUGCCCACAGGAGACGAGAAUUAAUUGAAGAUAUGCCCUUCAUAGCUGAAUUUAAAAACAGGUGGCCAGCCCUGUUUUCUGAGAAUCAGAUAAAUGCAGAGUUUAACCGUAUUACCACCGUCCCCCUGCUGUCAACCUUUAUGGCUCAACUGGAUCAUUACUCUAGCAAACUGAUGAAGGCCUUCAAACAGAAGGGAGGUGCAGCAGGACGCAGAAUUAACUUGAUCAUGGCAGCCAUGGACCAGAGUCCGACUAUUGAAACAAGACGUGAAUGCAUUCUGAAGGCAUUAUGUGUUUACUUAAAUGAAGAACCUGACGACCUUGUUAAGACCUACAUGGAUGUUGAUGUUGGUGCAGAGAAGGAAAUGGAGAACGUUGAUUUGGCCGUCUACGCUGUGCAACACGAUGGAGCAGAGAGAGCAGAUCCACUCGAGGAUGUUGGCAUUGUCAUAGAGGGAUGUUGA